AUGGACGCUGAUCGCCACAACGCCGAUUCCUACGCAAAGUAUGAGCUUUACUUCAACUUGCUACAGCAGAAGAUCGCUCAGUAUAAGGUUAACGUAGAUUAUCACCGAGCCGGCCAUAUCACCAAACCGGCCACUUUCUCUUGGCACAACCACCUUUUACCCCAACAUAACAUGCCUUAA
Molecule: messenger RNA, 180 nt
Organism: Didymella exigua CBS 183.55
Lineage: Eukaryota; Fungi; Ascomycota; Dothideomycetes; Pleosporales; Didymellaceae
Exons: 1
Coding region: 1-180 (59 amino acids)
Source: RefSeq, a predicted model, not a curated record